AAGCUUUAUAUUUUGUGACAUUCGAAAUGAUACAGUUUUAGAAUUCUAUUUUCUAAUCUUUCGAUAUAAGAAAAAUUUUAAAUAAAAUUGUAAUCGAAUUUCAGCCUAUAUUUUUUAUACUUUCUCAUAAUUUCUCUGCAUAUAUGCCUGUUGAACGUUAAAAAUGACAGUUGAAACUCUAUAACUAUUCUUUUUCUUCCAAUAAUAAAUUUACCUAAAGGAAAACAGAACGUUCCAGUGGUAUUCGGUAGCUAUUACUGUGGAAAAAAUAGUGUCUGAAUGAUAUCCUGUCUCUGUAAACUCACUUCAUUAAUUGUGUUGAAUUUGGAUGAAUUACAUUACUUUUAUAAAUAGUUUGGUUAUUAACCAGUCUGUACUAGAAAAAUCGAGUUUUAAAAAUUAUGAGAACAGUCAGCAUAGUUGUUGAUUUCAUUACAAUAUAAUAUGAUCACUUUUGAGCGAAUUAAUGUCGAUGAAACUGCCGGGUUUUGGGUGUUCUUUUUCUUCAGAACUAUCCUUGCCUCAUACUCAAAUUGAUAGCCAUUUGCAUAUCCAUAUCCGUACACACUUACCUCUGAAGAGCAUUAUAAUAGAUUUCUUGAAAACUUUUAAAGUUCACUAGUAAAACAAGGCGAGUGCGACCAAAUUGUUUUUACCUCGCAGUCCCAUAUAGAAAGCAAAGUGUGCUUGAAGAAUUGCAGUGCAAAGAUUGAGACAUUUUCAAGUAGGUUUCCUCUACGAUGACCAUUUUAUGUGUUUUCUGUAAUUCAAAUUUCGUUACACCUACCGAAAUAUGCAACGGUCCAGGAGAACCAAAACAACAUGGGACAGAGAGAAAGGAGAAAAACAGUCUCUACCCUAAUUUCUUUUCUUUCAGAUUGACAUCAACAUAAAUAAAUAUCGGCAUGGUAAAUAAUUUUGAUUUUUCUUGAAAAUGUAUUCUUAUGAAUAUUCAUUUAGAAGGAAAAAGGCAAUUUGAAUUUUGCUGAAAAUUUUGCACUCAGUGGUCUUGCUGCUAUUGCUUCAAAAACUGCAGCUGCAUCCAUUGAACGUGUACAAUUGUUCGUAAGAAAUCAAGGUUAUCAGUUUGGGCAAGGUACAAUUAGUCGUCCAUAUUCUGGUCUUAUUGAUUGUGCUAUUCGUACAUUUAAAAGUGAAGGCCUGUUUCCAUUUUGGCGAGACAAUACAGCUAAAUAUAUUCGAUAUCUUCCUAUACAAGUUGAUUUUGAAUCGAUUCUUCAAAAAUAUACAUUAUUGAUAUUUUUCUCUUGUAAGAACUUUGUUAUAAAUGUAUCAAGUGGUGCUGUUGCCGGUAUAUUAUCAAUCUGUUUUAUUUAUCCACAUGAUCUUCCACUCACACGUUUAGUUAAUGAUAGGAGAAGUGUAAAGAGAGAUGGUGGUGCACCCAAAAUAUAG
This is a messenger RNA of Rotaria sordida, 1416 nucleotides long. Lineage: Eukaryota; Metazoa; Rotifera; Eurotatoria; Philodinida; Philodinidae. The record is from the annotation of a GenBank genome assembly.